UCCUUAAAAGCUUUGGGUAGCUUGGGUACUAGGGCUUCGAUUGAUGAUUCCUUGCUCAGUAAAGCCGGUAUUUCGACCUUUCUAGUUCGGGUUCCACGCACAUUAAACGUCUGGGACCUGAAUCAAGGGAGAACAAUGUUUCUCAGGGCCAGUACAAAUGCAUUCAGGUCAGGCAGACUGCAUGCUUUGAAUGGCGCAAGGAGUUCCUUGUUGGACGGCAUCUGUAGAUCAGCAACAACACCUAAGAGUUCAGUGCUGAAGCAUCAUAACUUCUACCCCAGGCUUGCAGCAGGAACUGUAAGGUUUUGUGCCAAUGAAGCAAAAGGCCAGCCAGAGGCAUCUGCAGUGCCCUUGAUCCCAUAUGACCAACUGACCAUUGGCGUCCCAAAGGAGAUGUCUGCCAACGAGCGACGUGUGGCCAUCAGUCCUGAGGCUGUCAAGAACUACACCAAACAAGGCUUCAAGGUGGUGAUAGAAGAGGGUGCAGGCCUGGACGCUAAGUUUAUGGAUGCUGAUUAUGUUGCCGCAGGAGCACAAAUCAAGAGUGUGAAGGACGUGUAUAACACCUCGGAUAUCAUCCUGAAGGUGCGACCUCCACUGCCAGAGGAAGCAGAAAUGAUGAAAGAGGGACAGAAACUUGUGAGUUUCCUGUACCCCGCACAGAACAAAGAUCUGGUUGAGAUUCUGAAAAAGAGAAACAUAACUGCUUUUGCCGUGGACUGCAUCCCACGUAUCAGCAGGGCCCAGGGAUUUGAUGGCUUGAGCUCAAUGGCAAACAUUGCUGGUUACAAGGCUGUUAUUGAGGCUGCAAAUCUGUUUGGUAGAUUUUUCACUGGUCAGAUCACUGCUGCUGGAAAAGUUCCUCCUGCGAAAAUGCUGGUUAUUGGUGGUGGUGUUGCUGGCCUGUCGGCCAUGGCACAUGCUAAGAACAUGGGUGCCAUUGUGCGAGCAUUUGACACCAGGGCUGCUGUGAAAGAGCAGGUCCAGUCGCUCGGUGCUGAGUUCCUGGAAAUCCACGUUGAGGAGUCUGGAGAAGGUGGUGGUGGAUACGCCAAGGAGAUGUCACCAGAAUACAUCAAGGCAGAGAUGGAGCUGUUUGCCAAGCAGUGCCGUGAGGUUGACAUUGUCAUAACAACUGCAUUGAUCCCUGGCAAACCAGCACCUAAACUGAUCUCCAAGGAAAUGGUAGAGAGCAUGAAGCCUGGUUCAGUCAUAGUAGAUUUGGCUGCAGAGACAGGCGGCAACUGUGAGCUUACCAAACCAGGAGAGCUGUAUGUCCAUAAUGGAGUCAAUAUUGUUGGCUACACUGACCUACCCAGCCGACUACCCACACAAGCGAGCACCCUCUAUGCAAACAACCUAACCAAAUACCUCCUGUCCAUGGGUUCUGAGAAAGGAAAGUUCGGCAUUGACCUGAAAGAUGACGUUAUCAGAGGUUCCAUAGUGGUGAAAGAUGGUGAAAUGAUGUGGCCUCCACCACCAAUAGCAAUGCCGCCCCCUGCCCCACCCAAGGGGAAAGCAAUGGUUAAACCCCCAGAACAGACCCCAUUUCAGAAGGCCAUGUCUGAAACCGGUCUUACCACAGCUGGACUUGGCUCACUGCUUGCAUUGGGCGUGGCUGCCCCUAAUCCAGAGUUUGCAACAAUGGUGACAACCUUCUCCCUGGCUGGUGUCAUUGGGUACAAAGUUGUUUGGGGUGUUACGCCCGCCCUCCACUCACCUCUGAUGUCAGUCACCAAUGCCAUCUCUGGUAUAACAGCAGCUGGUGGUCUAGUGAUGAUGGGGGGUGGGGUUCUACCUAGCAAUACAGCCACGUCAUUGGCAGCAGCAGCUGCUCUCAUCUCAUCUAUUAACAUCACUGGCGGCUUUAUUAUUACCAAGAGAAUGUUGGACAUGUUCAGGAGACCAGAGGAUCCCCCAGAGUACACUUACAUGUAUGCCAUCCCUGGAGCGGCGGUCAUUGGUGGUUAUGCUCUAGCUAAACAUGCCGGCUAUGCGGAAAUUGACCAGUUGGCCUACCUGGUAUCCUCGCUAUGCUGUGUUGGUGCCCUGGGUGGACUCUCAACUCAGAGCACCUGUAGACAAGGAAAUGCACUUGGCAUAAUUGGUGUUGGAACUGGCAUGGUGGCAACCAUUGGUAGCCUCAACCCCAACUUGGAUGUCCUCACGCAGAUGGGUGCUAUGAUGGGUGUGGGAGGUACCAUCGGCGCCCUCAUCUCUAGUCGUAUUGCUGUCAGUGACCUCCCCCAGCUUGUCGCCGCCUUCCACAGCUUUGUCGGCCUCGCUGCAGUCUUGACUGCCAUCUCCAAGUACAUGAUUGAUGUUGACCUGUUUGCCACUGACCCCGCUGGCAAUGUCCACAAGACCGCCAUUUUCUUGGGGACAUUCAUUGGUGGUGUGACCUUCACUGGUUCACUGGUGGCAUUUGGCAAACUGCAUGGGCUGAUGAGCUCAAAGGCUCUCGCUCUUCCUGGCAAGAACCAGCUCAAUAUCGCCAUGGCCCUGGCUAAUGUAGGAGCUAUGGCCUACUACAUGUCCAGUGGAGAUCCUACUGUUGGUCUCUCCAUGCUUGGUACGACCGCUACCCUCUCCAUGAUCAUGGGUUGGCACAUGACGGCAUCUAUCGGCGGUGCUGACAUGCCUGUUGUUAUCACUGUACUUAACUCGUACUCCGGGUGGGCCCUGUGCGCCGAGGGCUUUAUGCUUAACAACGACCUCCUGACCAUUGUGGGCGCCCUUGUCGGCUUCUCCGGAGGCAUCCUGUCUUACAUCAUGUGCAAGGCCAUGAACAGGUCCCUGUCAAACGUACUCUUCGGUGGAUAUGGAACGCUUUCUUCAGGCACUGGCGAGAAGAUGAAGAUCGAAGGCACUCACACGGAGAUCCAAGCAGACAGCGCCAUCGAGAUGCUGACUGGCGCCAAGAAUGUCAUCAUCGUGCCGGGUUAUGGGUUGGCUGUGGCUAAGGCCCAGUACGCUAUCGCAGACAUGGUCAAGACUCUGCGCGACAAAGGGCUCAACGUCCGCUUUGGGAUCCACCCCGUGGCGGGACGCAUGCCGGGACAGCUAAAUGUUUUGCUGGCGGAGGCCGGUGUCCCGUAUGACGUUGUCUUGGAGAUGGAUGAGAUCAAUGACGAUUUUCCCGAAACCGACCUGGCGCUUGUGAUUGGCGCUAACGACACCGUGAACUCGGCGGCUCAAGACGACCCUAACUCAAUCAUCGCCGGUAUGCCUGUGCUCGAGGUCUGGAAGGCUAAACAGGUGAUAAUAAUGAAGAGGACGCUAGGUACCGGCUAUGCCGACGUGGACAACCCCGUCUUCUUCAAAGAGAACACCAAUAUGUUGCUAGGCGACGCCAAGGUCAUGUGUGACACCUUGCUCUCCAAGAUCAGGGCCCAUUACAACCUCAGUUAACUAUCACGUGACCCUCACAUGAUUAUCACGUGACCAUCACGUGGUCUUAUCUCGACUAGAAUAUGCCUUUUUGUAAAUUUCGUCAAAGGAAUGACUAUAAAAUGCGUUUUUUAGUAGGAAGUCUAUCAGUGUCUUGGUCCACAAAUCUUGAUCGCACUAUAGCUGUCCCUACGCCCCCCCCUCCUCCCUCCCCCAGUUUUUGUACUCUGUAGAUUAGACUAAAGUAAUAUUUUGAAUAUAGUGUUUCUGCUCCUUGUUCGCGAAAAAAAGGGAAUCACAAACCGCUUGUAACUAUGUCAUACCCUAGGUGUUAAAUGUAUAAGUAUGGCGUGCCGUAGGGGGGUAGCGUGAUUACCUUAUUGUGUGCAUACAAUAUAAUAAAUAGCUAAUGAAGAGUGUAGCGUUCCUGUUAACUCCCGUAUACAGAGAAAAAUAAAACAUGCUUCCCAAUGUU
This is a messenger RNA of Nematostella vectensis (starlet sea anemone), 3865 nucleotides long. RefSeq names its product NAD(P) transhydrogenase, mitochondrial. Bases 136 to 3411 code for a protein of 1091 amino acids. Gene Ontology annotation, cellular component: mitochondrial inner membrane. Gene Ontology annotation, molecular function: NADP binding; NAD binding. The transcript is spliced from 16 exons. The record is from RefSeq and is a predicted model, not a curated record. Gene Ontology annotation, biological process: NADPH regeneration; proton transmembrane transport. NCBI's taxonomy places the organism in Eukaryota, Metazoa, Cnidaria, Anthozoa, Actiniaria, Edwardsiidae.